Macrobrachium nipponense is the source of this 2330-nucleotide messenger RNA. RefSeq lists its product as uncharacterized. The transcript is spliced from 2 exons. The record is from RefSeq and is a predicted model, not a curated record. Bases 4 to 1182 code for a protein of 392 amino acids. Lineage: Eukaryota; Metazoa; Arthropoda; Malacostraca; Decapoda; Palaemonidae.
UCCAUGUCUGUCUUAAAAUCCUGGAAGGUCGCUGAUUUCACCAAACGCGGAGAUAACUAUGCCAGUGAUGUAACAAGUGUACAAGUCAAAUAUUCCAUGAAUGAUAAGGAAGAUAGUGAGGUCACCUAUGUUGUAAAGCUGAAUCCUCAUAGGAAUUUUGGAGAAUUUCAAGAAGCAGAACCAUUUCUCUUUGAAAAGGAAGGCAAAUUUUAUGAAGAACUUGUGCCAGCAUUGAAUGAAGUUCUGAUGUCUGCAGGCCAAAAGCCUCUUCGCUUUGCGAAGUGUUUCCUUGUUUCCUUAGAAGAGGGAAAAGAACAACUUUAUCUUGAAGAUCUAAGAGCGAGGGAUUUCAAAAUGUUUGACAGGAGGAAAGGUAUGGAUGAAUAUCACAUUGCUCUCGUCAUUUCCGAGCUUGCCAGACUGCAUGGUGCAUCUUAUCUCCUGACAAAGAAGGUUCUGAAAGGAGAGUCUGCUGAAGCAAGAUAUGAAUUUCUAUCAAAGGACUUUUUAGAUUUCACCCCAAAUACCAAAGAAAUGUUUGUGUCAUGGAUGCAGAGAUGUGUUGAUACUGGGGUAAUAAUGUUGGAUAGAAUUGGUGGUUAUGAGACUGCCAGUGCUUGGUUGAAGUCCUUCAGAUGUGAAGUUGAAAAUAUUUUAUCUUCAGGAAUACAAAGUACAAGAUUCAGCAGCAUAUGCCAUGGGGACUGCUGGAACAACAAUCUUCUGUUUAGAUAUAACACUGAAGGUCGUCCAGUGGAAGUUAUGUUGUUAGACCUUCAGAUGUGUCGUGAAGCUUCUGCUGCAAGUGAUCUGAAUUACUUGCUGUGGACAAGUGUUAACGGAGAUGUGAGGAAACCAAAUCUCCAUCGUUUCCUGUCUCUAUAUCAUUCAACUUACAAAGAAGUCCUACAAGGGGGCGAUAUGCCAAUGCAUUUUACUAUAGAAGAACUCAUGGAGGAAUACAGGGACAAGCAUAAGUAUGGACUGAUCUUUGCCUUGGGUAUCGUACCAAUGAUGUUGACAGAACCGGAUGAAGUUCCAGAAAUGUCAGACACAGACUUUGAAACUCUUAUGAAUGGUUUCAGGGAAGUAUCUCUAGAAAAGCUCAAAACAAAUCCCUUGUGUAAACCUCGCUUCCUGUCAGUUUUUGACGAGUUUAUGGAAACAGGUGUCAUCUCAUGAUUUUUGCUGUAGAUCAGAUCUAAUUUCAUCAAUGAAUGAUUCACUGAAGACAUGGCAUGUCAAAUCUAUUUGAUAUUUUUAAUUUCAGAUUUCUGCAAGUGUAUUAAUUCAGUUUUACUAAACCAUGCAAUAUGUUGAGAAAACAGAUGUGUACCAAUUAUCAACAUUCUUAGGUUUUCCAUUAUGGUUUAAUCAGAAUAAUCUAAUUUAUUCCUCCAAUAGAAUCACUUCGUUUUUUGUCUUAGAUAGCUGUUCCUUCUGUGUCUGCACUAAAAAAUGCUCUAAGCAUAUCCAUCAUAGAUUAAAUAAUAUUCUAAUACUUCUAGUAAUGACUCCCAUUCAUAAUAAGUUACCAAGACCAGUUUUAAUUAUUAAAUGACUCUUUCCACAUUGUCUCUGUUUUUACAUUUUAACAAAAUUUUCCUUCGACAUACUUAUUGUCUUUUCUCUAUAUACUUUAGAAUUUGGUACCAAAAAUUUAAGAUUGACCGAAAAUUAACAGAAGUUACCUUUCGAAAGCCAGUUUUCUUAAGAUGUUUUACAAACAGAAUUAUCUAUAGUAUGUCAAGAUUACAGUGGAAUUCACAAACAGCUACUUUUAAGUAUCACAAACAGCGAUGGAGGCUGGUAAUGGAGGUCGGAGUAGCCUGGGGGGGGGGGGGGGGGGUGGUGGCGCUGCGGGACAAGGAGAUUGAGGCAAGUGGAUUUUCAACAAUUAGCUGACAUCAGUAUGGUGUAGGUUUACAUGUCAAGUAAAUAGUGCAAAUGUUGACGAGCAACUUUCAUUUGUAAUCACUGGAUUCAAGUUCACUUUGUCCUGCUGCCUCAUCACAGAAUUCAGAAUUAAGGGUCAUGACUAGAUAUAUUCCCAUGAGUGGUGUCUGAAGGAGAGGAAAGAUUCUUUAAAUAAAUUUGAAAUCACUGAUAGGUGUCUAAUGAAUAAGCCUACCAUUGGUGGAGGGGAGAUUUAGUUUUACCUUUUUUUUUUAUCGAUGUCCAAUGAAUAGCACUGAUAAGGAGGGAAAGGAAUUCAGUGAUGCAUGCAUUUUUUUCUUCAAAAUCUAAAUAAUACAAUUGACUGGGAGGUGGUUUAUUCACAUUGGCCUAAUCGUACCAUACUCCUCUAUGCUAACCCCACCCCCCCCCCA